CGUGCCUCGUGCCGUCGUGCGCUCCCUGAGGUCCCGAUCCGGCAUUCCGGCGUCGCGCCGAUGGUAUGCCAACCUUGCUCUCGAAUUUUGGCGACCCCACAUUCCCACGGCGCUUGAAGAAAUCCUAGCCCCGUGCUGCCGCGCUGCAGACGGCACGCACGGCAUCCAUGGAGAACGACGCGAAGGAGGCGAGGCAGGGGCAGCACAGGGUGUUCCCGUGGGGGAUGCUCAAGGUGUUCCUGCUGCUCGGCUUAGGGCUGUCCGCGGCCGGCGUGCUCAUGGCGCGUCACGGGCACGAGGUGGCGGCGGCCACGCUGUUCCGGCCGUGGCUGGGCGUCUCCCCCACCGCCGCCGCCGCGGAGGGGCUGGAGCACUCGAUGACGGACGAGGAGCUGCUCUGGCGCGCGUCGUUCGCCCCGGGGGUGCGGCGGUACCCGUUCCGGCGCGUGCCCAAGGUGGCCUUCAUGUUCCUCACGCGCGGCCCGCUGCCGCUGGCGCCGCUCUGGGAGCGCUUCUUCCGGGGGAACGAGGGGCGCUACUCCAUCUACGUCCACGCGCUGCCGUCGUACCGGGCCAACUUUACCUCCGAAUCCGUCUUCUAUCGACGCCAAAUCCCCAGUAAGGUUGCUGAAUGGGGUCAGAUGACCAUGUGCGAUGCUGAGAGACGUCUACUUGCCAACGCUUUGCUGGAUAUAUCCAACGAAUGGUUUGUGCUUGUGUCCGAGUCAUGCAUUCCUAUAUUUGAUUUCAACACGACGUACCAAUACUUUCUCAACUCGAGCCAGAGCUUUGUCAUGGCUAUUGAUGACCCUGGACCAUAUGGACGGGGACGGUAUGACUGGAACAUGACCCCUGAGGUUGAUGUCACACAAUGGCGCAAAGGAUCGCAGUGGUUUGAAGUAAACAGGGAAGUUGGCAUCGAAAUUGUGAAGGACACGGUCUAUUACCCCAAGUUCAAGGAGUUCUGCAGGCCUAGUUGCUACUCUGAUGAGCACUAUAUCCAAACAAUGCUCUCAAUUGAAACUCCGCAGAGCCUAGCUAACAGGAGUGUCACCUGGGUAGACUGGUCUAGAAUUGCUGCGCAUCCAGCAAGGUUUGGCAGGGUUGACAUCACGGAGGAAUUCUUGAGGGAAGUUCGAGAGGGACAGACCUGUCUGUACAAUGAGAAGAAUUCAACGUUGUGCUUCUUGUUUGCUCGGAAGUUUGCUCCAAGCGCACUGGAGCCAUUGUUAGAGUUAGCACCCACUGUCCUUGGUUUUGGAUAACGCAUGUUUUUUUAGAGAUUUGCUGGUUGAAUGUGACUUGAAUUUAAUCUUACAAUACAUAAAGGGGGCUUAGGCUUAUUAAGGGGAUGUUUGGUUUGAAGAACCAAUCUAUUCUAAUGAAUUGGUGUAUCAUAAGCUCGUUCCAC
Zea mays is the source of this 1411-nucleotide messenger RNA. RefSeq lists its product as uncharacterized. The record is from RefSeq and is marked provisional. Gene Ontology annotation, cellular component: membrane. Gene Ontology annotation, molecular function: glycosyltransferase activity. NCBI's taxonomy places the organism in Eukaryota, Viridiplantae, Streptophyta, Magnoliopsida, Poales, Poaceae.